Messenger RNA from Arvicanthis niloticus (Nile rat), 1572 nucleotides. RefSeq names its product 3-alpha-hydroxysteroid dehydrogenase. The record is from RefSeq and is a predicted model, not a curated record. Lineage: Eukaryota; Metazoa; Chordata; Mammalia; Rodentia; Muridae. Gene Ontology annotation, molecular function: oxidoreductase activity.
UUUAUCCUGUGGGAACAGAAGGCUCAAGACCUGCUUGGUUGCAUGAGUAACAAGCUAUGAAUUCUGUAUCUCUGCGUGUAGCACUAAAUGAUGGUCACUUCAUCCCUGCACUGGGGUUUGGAACCACUGUGCCUCAUGAGGUUCCUAAGGAUGAAGUUAUCAAGGCUACUAAAAUAGCUAUAGAUACUGGGUUCCGCCAUUUUGACUCUGCUUAUUUGUACGAAAUAGAAGAGGAAGUGGGCCAGGCCAUAAGAAGCAAAAUUGAAGAUGGCACUGUGAAGAGAGAAGAUAUAUUCUAUACUUCAAAGCUUUGGAGCACUUUCCAUCGACCUGAAUUGGUCCGAUCUUGCUUGGAAAAGACACUAAAGAACGCUCAAUUGGAUUAUGUUGAUCUUUACAUUAUUCAUUUCCCAAUGGCUUUGCAGCCUGGAGAUAAAUCAUUUCCACGAGAUGAACAUGGUAAUCUGUUGGCUGAAUCAGUGGACCUCUGUGACACAUGGGAGGCCAUGGAGAAGUGUAAGGAUGCAGGGCUGGCCAAGUCCAUCGGGGUGUCCAACUUUAACCGUAGACAGCUGGAGAUGAUCCUGAACAAGCCGGGGCUCAAGUACAAACCUGUGUGCAACCAGGUAGAAUGUCAUCUUUAUCUCAACCAGAGCAAAAUGCUGGAUUAUUGUAAGUCAAAAGACAUCAUCCUGGUUUCCUACUGCACAUUGGGAAGUUCACGAGACAAAAUCUGGGUGGAUCAGAAAAGUCCAGUUCUCUUAGAUGAUCCAGUUCUUUGUGCCAUGGCAAAGAAGUACAAGCAAACACCAGCACUGAUUGCCCUUCGUUACCAGCUGCAGCGUGGGGUUGUGGCCCUGACCAGGAGCUUCAAUGAGAAGCGGAUCAAAGAGUUCAUGCAGGUUUUUGAAUUCCAUUUGGCUUCAGAGGACAUGAAAGUCCUGGAUGGCUUGAACAGAAAUUUAAGAUACAAUACUGCAAAUUAUUUUGAGGGACAUCCGGAUCAUCCAUUUACUGAUGAAUAUUAACAUGGUGGCCUUCAUUAGCAUUUCUAUCAGAAGAUCUGUCUAUGUAUUAUGAUAUGAGAGAUGUCUUGGAUACUGGUGACUGAACAUAUCCCUUCUCAUCAGACCACUGUAUGUGUUAAUUCAGAGUCAGCUGGAGCAAAGUCCACAGAGACCUAUUUUUGUCACACUCUGAAAUGGAACAUCAAGUUGCUUUUUCUAGUCUUGUGUUUUUAAAGAUCCAUUCAUUUCAUUUUACAUAUGAAUGUUUUACCUACAUGUACGUAAACCUUAUGAAUGUCUAUGUCCAUGCAGGGAAGAAGUUCGUAUUUGAGGCAUUUAUUAAUGAAAUAUAUAAAUCCAACUGUAUCCUACAUAAUAAAAACUUUUGAGACAGUUUCCCAUUAUAUUCCCCUGAGUGAUGUGGCACUUGCUAUGUAGACCAGAAUGUUCUGUAAUUCACAGAAAUUCACCCAGAGAUCCCUGUCUCUAGAAUGCUCAGAUUAAAGGCAUAAGCUACUAAUAUAUAUCUAUUUGAUGGCUCUUAGAGAUAAGGGAAAAAUUAUAA